Messenger RNA from Trichosporon asahii var. asahii CBS 2479, 1551 nucleotides. RefSeq lists its product as uncharacterized. The transcript has 4 exons. The coding region runs from base 1 to 1551 and encodes 516 amino acids. NCBI's taxonomy places the organism in Eukaryota, Fungi, Basidiomycota, Tremellomycetes, Trichosporonales, Trichosporonaceae. The record is from RefSeq and is a predicted model, not a curated record.
AUGGCCAGCAACACGUCGAAACCUGUACCCCAAGUGCUGUCGGUUUCUGAACAAGGUAGCCCGGUGGCGGUCGGUGACUCCAACAUUGAUACCUCUCCGCUAGCCCCUCUGCCAAGCGAGGCCUUUGUCUUUCCUCGAGCACACGCAGAGGAGCAAGUUCCAACCUUCCCUCCACGUUGUGUGGCAGCGUACGCCGCAGAGUGGGCGGCGCGCCUCGCUACCGAGGCCUGGGCCGCUGCUCAGCAAGUUGGUCGGCUCGCGGAGAUCAGCGACACCAUUCGUCUCUGGGCUGUGGUCGAUUCGGUUCUUGAUCGAGUCGAUACGCACCGCGCACGGAUGGUCGCAGAUCGUUAUUCCCGAGACGCGCAGACUCCACUCCGCCGCCUCCGCUCUUGGGACUCUUGGAUCUACAUCACAGACGACAUGAUCAUUGAUGCCUUCGAGGCCGCCGCGGCAGCGCAAGGACUAGAUUCUGACACUGAAGAAGCCCUAGCCGAUCUGAAGCGCGUUGGACGUGUGGCGCGUGUUGUGGUAGACCUGACGUGGGAAGCCAGUGACUCGCGAUUUCCGCCGCGCGAGUAUGAGCUGGAGCGAAACAUCGAUCCCGCUCUCUACGGAGAGUGCGAUCCAUUCGCUGUCCGCAACGCUGGGCGGAUUCUCACCCUCGCCGAGGACCAGCUGCACCCCGACGGCCUCGUUCGUGCCCGUGGCGCCGCUGACGCAGGGGACGAAGCGUGGGCCCGUUUCUGCCGUUAUCCCUUCGCUGAUGUCCUCGGCGCAGGUCCGCCGGACACCCCGCCCGAGGGCAGCGAUUACGAUACAGCAUCGGAGGACGACACAUCUAGCAGCGCGAGCGCGAGCGCAAGCGGCCGUGGCCCAAAACUCAUCACCGUCAUGCAGUUCCGCGCCAUGAUAGAUCGCGGAGACGAUGUGCGAGGCGAACGUGAGCCAGACGGGAGCUAUGCCUACGUUGGGACAGGGGGCGGGAUGAGGGUCGAGGUUGGGGUCGAAGACGAGAUCGAGAACGAUAUCGACAUCGCGCUCGAGAACGAGACCGAGGACGAGAUCGGGAACGACAUCGAGGCCGAGCUCCUGGUCAACGACGGAACGGGUCGACUCGUGAAGGAUAUCACCGCAUGCAGAGGGGAGAGUGGGGAGCCAGACAGUGGGUUUGGAGGAGGUGGGAGUCUAGGAGGAGAAGCGGGUUCCAAGUUCUCGGAAAAGCAAGAGGCGGACUGCAGUUGGCACAGGCACAGUACAGCAAAUUCUGAGAGGUCGAUGGUCGACGUUUACACUUGUACAAUACGUUGUAGCAGUUACGUGCACACUCUCAUGUAUCAUCCACAGCCCCCCAGGACCCCAGCCCCCCAGGACCCCAGCCACACAGGCCUCAUCCUCAACUUGGCGCUUACAUACACUUACUCACUUCGCACCUCGCUCUGCUGCCACCCUCAUCUCAUCUCGACAAGCUCUAGUGCCAUCCAUCAUAACCUUCAAUUCUCAGGCUGGUCGUCAGAAAACGAGAGUUUCGGGAUUCGAUUGAGUGCUUAA